Messenger RNA from Lotus japonicus, 780 nucleotides. RefSeq lists its product as uncharacterized. The transcript has 3 exons. The record is from RefSeq and is a predicted model, not a curated record. Bases 1 to 780 code for a protein of 259 amino acids. NCBI's taxonomy places the organism in Eukaryota, Viridiplantae, Streptophyta, Magnoliopsida, Fabales, Fabaceae.
AUGGCGACGGAUUCGAAGAAGAAAGGUGUGUCGAAGAAGACCCCUCCAAGGCAAAAGAAGACCCCUCCAAGGCAAAAGAGGAACACUCCGACAAAAGAGAAAGAGAAGGUGGUCCCAGAGAAAAGGCCUUCAAGCUGUGACUUUUGGUUUUCUGGAACUGAUUUGCCCUCUCACUAUGUUUCGAGUCAUCUGAGGCAGUAUGCUGCUGAAUUGCUGAGAAGCAAUCCUGGGUCCACAGUCAUUAUAAAAUCAGCAGUGGGAGUACAUGGGCCAGUCUUUGAGAGGAUCUAUGUCUGCUUUGAAGCUACUAAGACUGCAUUUGCCAAGCAUUGUAGACCCUUAAUUGGGUUGGAUGGCUGCUUUCUUAAGGGAUUGUAUGGUGGUCAACUUCUCUCAGCUGUAGGCAAAGAUGGAAACAACCAAAUGUUUCCAAUAGCAUUUGCAGUAGUGGAAGCUGAAACUAAGGAUUCCUGGACUUGGUUCUUGAACAUUCUUCUACAUGAUAUGAAUAGUGUUAAACCUCAAAAUUGGGCAUUCAUCUCUGACCAGCAAAAAGGAUUGGUGCCUGCUAUUGCUGAACUGAGUCAAGAUACUGAACACAGAUUGUGUGUCAAACACUUAUACAGUAAUUUUAGGAAGAGGUUCCCAAGAGAAGAGUUGAAGAAUGCUUUAUGGGCUGCUGCAAGGGCUAGCACAGAACCACAAUGGAAAAAUGCUAUGGACAACAUGAAAGAGUUGAAUCAAGAUGCUUGGCUGGAAAUGAUGCAUGUAUGUUGGUAA